Messenger RNA from Frankliniella occidentalis (western flower thrips), 652 nucleotides. RefSeq names its product 40S ribosomal protein S10 (gene RpS10b). The record is from RefSeq and is a predicted model, not a curated record. Gene Ontology annotation, cellular component: cytosolic small ribosomal subunit. Gene Ontology annotation, molecular function: RNA binding; structural constituent of ribosome. Lineage: Eukaryota; Metazoa; Arthropoda; Insecta; Thysanoptera; Thripidae. The transcript is spliced from 4 exons. The coding region runs from base 158 to 643 and encodes 161 amino acids.
ACCUCAUAACUGUGUCACCUUUAGUCUUUUGAAACCCUGGCCGCUCCAACUCUUCUUACAGCAGCCAUCGGUUCAAGAGAAAGAGGAGGAUCCGUUGUUUUUCUUCCUCUUUGCCCAGCAACCUUCCUAGAUCCGCGAACCUUCACAAGCCAUCAAAAUGUUGAUGCCAAAGAAGAACCGUGUGGCCAUCUAUGAGUACCUCUUCAAGGAGGGAGUCAUGGUUGCCAAGAAGGACUUCCAUGAACCUAAGCACCCUGACUUAGCGGACUUGAACAUCCCUAAUCUCCAUGUCAUCAAGGCCCUUCAGAGCUUGAAGUCUCGUGGUUAUGUGAAUGAGCAGUUCGCGUGGAGGCACUAUUACUGGUAUCUCACAAAUGAGGGUAUUCGUUACCUGAGGGAUUACCUCCACCUUCCAGCUGAGAUUGUGCCCUCAACCCUUAAACGUCAAAGCAGACCUGAGCCUGUCAGGCCCCGCACUGCUGCCCCUCGCUCUGAGGGCUCAAAGACAGCAGCUGACAGAGAGGCAUACAGGCGGACUCCUGGUUCCGCUGGUGGUCCCGACAAGAAGGCUGAUGUUGGUGCUGGCACUGGGGAGGUUGAAUUCCGUGGUGGUUUUGGCAGAGGUCAGAGGCCUCCUCAGUAAACUCUUAUA